AUGGCUGGGGCAGAGGGCGCGGGGUCGGGCCGGGGCCAGCAGAACGGGGAUGGAGCAGGGGGGAAGCGGCCUCGGCUGGUGGCGGAGCCCGACCGGGGGAACCGGGUGACCGUGGUGCUGGGGGCACAGUGGGGGGACGAGGGGAAGGGGAAGGUGGUGGAUCUGCUGGCCAUGGACGCCGACCUGGUGUGCAGGUGCCAGGGGGGGAACAACGCGGGCCACACCGUGGUGGUGGGGCUGGUCGAGUACAAUUUCCACCUGCUGCCCAGCGGGGUCUUGAACCGCCAUGCCACCUCCUUCCUGGGAAACGGAGUGGUCAUCCAUCUGCCGGGACUCUUUGAAGAAGCUGAGAAGAACCUUAAGAAAGGGCCUGGUCUGGAGGGCUGGGAGUCCCGCACGGUGAUCUCAGAUAGAGCUCAUAUUGUGUUCGAUUUCCACCAGGCCGUGGAUAGGAUCCAGGAGCAGCAGCGGCAGCAGCAGGAUGGCAAGAACCUGGGCACCACCAAGAAGGGCAUCGGCCCCGUCUAUGCCUGCAAGGCUUCCCGCACCGGCCUGCGCAUCUGUGACCUGCUGGCCGACUUCCAUGAGUUCUCCAAGAAGUUCAGGGUGCUAGCCCAGCAGUACAAGGCCAUGUACCCGGCUCUCACCAUCAACACAGAGGCCGAGCUGCAACAGCUGAAGGUCUAUGCUGAAAGGAUCCGGCCCCUGGUGAAGGAUGGUGUCUAUUUCAUGCACCAGGCCCUGCACGGGCCCCCCAAGAAGAUCCUGGUGGAAGGAGCCAAUGCUGCACUGCUGGAUAUCGACUUCGGGACAUACCCGUUCGUGACAUCCUCAAACUGCACAGUCGGGGGUGUCUGCACAGGCCUGGGCGUCCCACCUUGCCACAUCGGGAAGGUGUAUGGGGUGGUGAAGGCUUACGCCACCCGGGUGGGUGUUGGAACCUUCCCCACCGAGCAGGACAAUGAGAUUGGGGAACUGCUGCAGUCACGGGGCCAAGAAUUCGGUGUCACCACAGGCCGCAAACGCCACUGCGGGUGGCUGGACCUGAUGCUGGUGAGAUACGCCCAUAUGAUCAACGGAUUCAGCGCCCUGGCGCUCACCAAGCUGGAUAUCCUGGACACCUUCCCGGAGAUUAAGGUGGGCGUGGAAUACCGGCUGGAGGGGAAACCUAUCGCCUACUUCCCAGCGAACCAGGAGCUGCUGAACAAGGUGUCGGUGGGCUAUGAGACCUGGCAGUGCAGCACAGAGCAGGCCCGCAGCUUUGCCGACUUGCCUCCGCAGGCCCAGAGCUAUGUCCACUUCAUCGAGCGCUACCUCGGGGUGCCGGUGAAGUGGGUCGGUGUCGGGAAGUUCCGCGAAUCCAUCAUCAAGAUUUUCUGAGCCUCCCUGGCCAUCUGUCAGUCGCAGGGGCUCUGCCCCAGGACAACCCCUGACACACAGACCCUCAGCAAAGGAUCACAGGGACCACGUGCCUCUCACUCUGCCCUGCACCCCCCCUGCACAGUGGGGGGCUCCACCCCUCCUGGGAGAGAGUGAAUUGUAAUUUCACUCCGCCCCCCCCCUUGCACCGCUCCCCCAGUGCUGCCCAUGCUGGGGAGCCCCGGCCUGCGGUUUACAGGCUGCCUGCCACACUCUGCUCCCCCAUGCUGGAGGCUGGACUGUGGGGCUCCCUUCCCCCUCACUCCAGGACUGUGUCAGGUGGGCUGUGCUCGCUCCACGUGGGGGGCCCUAGCCCAAACCUGGCUCCUGUUCCACCUGUCACUCCUGCCCCCCAUGGGGGCAGAGAGCACCCUGCCCUUCCCCACUGGGCACCCCUGUCUCCUCUCCCCCCAUGCCUGGAUCUCCCUGCUCUGUCCCCCACUGUGGGCAGUCUCAUAGCUGCUUUUUCACUGUAUAGAAAUAGCUAUAAAGAGCCAUAAUUUAUUUUCCCCA
Messenger RNA from Trachemys scripta elegans, 1932 nucleotides. RefSeq names its product adenylosuccinate synthetase isozyme 2-like. NCBI's taxonomy places the organism in Eukaryota, Metazoa, Chordata, Testudines, Emydidae. Gene Ontology annotation, biological process: 'de novo' AMP biosynthetic process; IMP metabolic process. The record is from RefSeq and is a predicted model, not a curated record. Gene Ontology annotation, cellular component: cytoplasm. Gene Ontology annotation, molecular function: adenylosuccinate synthase activity; GTP binding.